UUAUAACUAUAAUAAACAGCAAAAGGAUAAACAAAGUGUAAAAAUAGCAUAUAAAAAUCAUAAAAUGGAGAGAAGUAAGAAAAUGUAGAUCUUUUAGAAUGUGUUUGAGCCAAUAUGACUACCAGUGUAAAACAAGUAGAUAUAGUAAUGAGUUAACAUAUUUGAAAACUAGGGUAACCACAAGUCAAAAGCAUAGAUUCACAUAAACCAAAAAGAAAACUCAACCCUAAUACAGUAGGGAACCGCAAAAGAAAAAACAAGGAAUUCCCUGGCAUUCCAUUGGUUUGGACUCUGUUCUUUCAUUGCCAGGGCUUGAGUUCAUUCCUUGGUCAGGGAACUAAGAUCCCACAUGUCAUGCAGUAUGCCCCCUCCCAAAAAAAAAUUGCUUUCAAUAUUAGUGGACUAAAUGCUCCAAUCAAAUGACACAGAGUGGCAGACUAGAUAAUAAAAGAAGAUGCUGCCUACAGGAGACCAACCUUAGGGUGAAGGACACACAUAGGUUGAAAGUGAGGGAAUGGAAAAAGGUAUUUCAUGCAAAUAGAAAUGACAGGAAAGCAGGGGUGACAAUACUUAUAUCAAGCAAAAUAGACUUUAAAACAAAACCCAUAAAGAAAGAUAAAGAAGGACACUGUAUAUUGAUAAAAGGGUCAAUACAAGAAGAUACUAUACUCACUAACAUAUAUGCACCCAAUAUAGGAGUACCUAAAACAAAUGCUGGCAAGAAAAAAGAAAAAUUGAUAGGAAUAUAUUAAUAGUAAGAGACUUUAAAAUCCCACUGACACCAAUGGACAGAUCUUCCAGACAGAAAAAUCAAUAAGGUAACAGAGAUCCUAAAUGACACAAUACAACAAUUAUACUUAACUGAUGUACUCAGGACAUUACAUUCCACCCCCCCCCCAAAAAAAAAAAUGGAAAAUAAAUUCUUUUCAAGAGCACAUGGAGCAUUCUCUAGGAUAGACUACAUAUAGGACACAAAACAAGCCUUCACAAAUUUUAAAGAGCAUAAAUAAUUUCAAGCAUCUUUUCUGACCACAGGAGCAUAAAAUUAGAAAUUAACCACAGAAAGAGAAGUGAAAACAAGGUUACAUGGAAACUAAACAACAUGCUACUAAAAAACCAGUGGGUCCAUGAUGAAAUGGAGAGAUUUUUUUUUUUAAUUACCUCAAAAUAAAUGACAGUGAAAACACAACUAGCUUUUCAUGAAGAUGGUGCCGAAGGCGAAGAAGGAAGCCCCUGCCCCUCCUAAAGCUGAAGGCAAAGCAAAGGCUUUGAAGGCCAAGAAAGCAGUGUUGAAAUGUGUCCACAGCCACAAGAAAAAGAAGAUCCAGACAUCACCCACCUUCUGGCGGCCCAGAACACUGCGGCUCAGGAGGCAGCCCAAAUAUCCUCGGAAGAGCGCCCCUAGGAGAAACAAACUUGACCACUAUGCCAUCAUCAAACUCCCCCUCACCACCAAGUCAGCCAUGAAGAAAAUAGAAGACAACAACACACUGGUAUCCACUGCAGAUGUCAAGGCCAACAAGCACCAAAUUAAACAUGCUGUGAAGAAGCUCUAUGACACUGACAUGGUUAAGUUCAAUGCUCUGAUCAGGCCUGAUGGAGAGAAGAAGGCAUAUGUUUGACUGGCUCCUGACUAUGAUGUUUUGGAUGUUGCCAACAAAAUUGGGAUCAUCUAAACUGAGUCCAGCUGGCUAAUUCCAAAUAUAAAAGUUUUAACUAUGAAAAAAAUAAAAAAAGAAGAAAACACAACUAGACAAAAAGAAGAUGUGGUACAUGUGUACAAUGGAAUAUUACUCAGCUAUAAAAAAGAAUGAA
Messenger RNA from Bubalus bubalis (water buffalo), 1815 nucleotides. RefSeq names its product 60S ribosomal protein L23a-like. The coding region runs from base 1200 to 1622 and encodes 140 amino acids. Gene Ontology annotation, biological process: ribosomal large subunit assembly; translation. The record is from RefSeq and is a predicted model, not a curated record. Gene Ontology annotation, cellular component: ribosome; cytosolic large ribosomal subunit. Gene Ontology annotation, molecular function: structural constituent of ribosome. Lineage: Eukaryota; Metazoa; Chordata; Mammalia; Artiodactyla; Bovidae. The transcript has a single exon.